GCUUGCAUGGGGUUAUGAGGUUGUAUUAGUGGCGCAGCGCAUCGCGCCUAGACAUUUAUAUGAGUGACGCAGAAGCACAGCCGCAAUCAGGGGAACUCAUCCCAAUUAUACAUAAAGACCUAAUCAACCUGAUAACGUGAACACCGGAGCAAUACGUGCUCAUCGCAUGGUAACGACCAGUUAUCCUAAGGAAAGGAGGGAAAGAAAAAGAGAGAGAAAAAACAAAAAACAAUCCUCACGGAAAUAUUAUUCUCAUGCAGAAGCGAAGAUCUCAUAAGAAAUCCCGUAACGGUUGCCAGAAUUGCAAGAAAUGGCAUACAAAAUGCGACGAGCAAGGCCCACCUUGCAAUAACUGCAUACUCCGGAAGGCCAAUUGCGUCUACUCCCGGCCUAGAGCCGAAGCUUCCAAUGACGGAAACUUUCUACCCACGCGGCCCAGAUCUAGCGCUUUAACAAAAUAUCCUAAUAGUAUCGAGCGUCCGCGCGGUGAUCUAGGGGCACUAUGUGCGGCUUACGGUGGCCCUACCAGACUACUAGAGCUCGAGUUGAUGAACCAGUGGUCAACGCACACAUAUAAGUCAUUCUGUAGCAUGCAGGAGGACGUGGAUUACUUACAAGCUACCUUACCACGGUCGGCCCUCAACUACGACUUCAUGCUGAACUGCCUAUUUGCUAUGUCAUCGUUGCAGAUAGCGAGGACUGUUGGGGAAGCCAAUUCCAGGAAGUACGUCCAUGCGGCACUUGAAUACUACAAUAGAGGUAGCACGUCAUUUCGCUUUCACCUUGGGAAUAUGAACGCCGAGAAUUGCGACGUUCUAUAUAUGUUCUCUGCAAUAUCCAUCGCUGUUCAUCUCUCCAUACCUCAGCAAUCUACGAGCAUGCUCGAUCUCGCAGCAGUAGCUUUCGACCUAGUCAACGGGAGUACCAGCAUUAGCAUUCUAGGGCUGCCGUGGCUUCUCAGUAGUGCAUUUCCCUUACGCAUAAUGUUAAGCCGCAUGGGCGCAUCGAAAGAUCUGAUAGAUCCAGAUGCUCGAGCCGCCUUGGACAGGCUGAACGCGCUCAACGAUCAGCGCCACGCAAGUACGCCCAAGCCGAUAGACAGCAUCGAAGAGGAGGGUACUAUCCUUAUAAUCCACGACCACGAGCUGUACCAAGCAGCGAUCCAAAGUCUAGAAUUAUGCUACGCCGAGGAAGCGGCAGGACAGCUUGAGGGAUUCGGAUCCGGAUUCCCCGGACAUACAGGGAAAAAAUUCUCAUCGCUUGUUGGAAGACGCGAUCCGUUCGCAUUGCUCAUCGUACUGCACUGGACGAUAUUGUUGAACGAACUCAACAGCCGGUUCUGGUGGUUGCAGUCAAUAGCCGCGCCACUUGGCCAAGACAUUGCAGAUUUCCUAAGGACGAAGCACCCUAGUCUGGCUAUGGAAUGGGCCGAUGCUAUCUCGUGGGCUUUGGGUCGACUGGGCUUGCUAAAGUCCCGGUCGCUAGAGCUGUCAUAUAACCAAGAGUCGGAAUGGGGACAAACAGACAGGGCGUCAUCCCAGCCCAUAAUGCAAUUUAGCAGAAUCACCUUUACAUAGCAAUUUCUCGGAAGCUCAAACGAAUAGCUAUAUCUCAGCUAUCAUAAGCUCUCCCCUUACCCAUUCAAACGUCGCUUUUGCCCUAUCUCUUUGCUUUGGAAUUACUCGACACUCAUAUUAACUGCUAGUAAUUCAUCUAGUAACGACCCAACGCAUAUAAACCA
Molecule: messenger RNA, 1741 nt
Organism: Daldinia caldariorum
Lineage: Eukaryota; Fungi; Ascomycota; Sordariomycetes; Xylariales; Hypoxylaceae
Exons: 1
Coding region: 255-1577 (440 amino acids)
Biological process (GO): regulation of transcription by RNA polymerase II
Molecular function (GO): zinc ion binding; DNA-binding transcription activator activity, RNA polymerase II-specific
Source: RefSeq, a predicted model, not a curated record